CUGAGCUGCAUUUCUCUGUCAGUGAUUUGCCGUUCAUUUGUGUCAAUUUCACCUUGUGGUUUUUGUGGCAGUUUUGUUUUUUUACAAUUAUAUAUUGGAAAAAAUAAGUGCGUCUUUCGACUAGAUGACUAUGACGGAAAGUAACUCCGGUACAGAGGCGCCUCCCCAUUUUACGGCGCCGGUAAUUCAGGACAACCCUACAGGAUGGGGUCCCUGCGAACUGCCGGAACAGUUCCGGGAUAUGCCUUAUCAACCGUUUAGCAAAGGCGACCGCCUAGGCAAGAUAAGCGAUUGGACCGGAGCCGCUUUCCAAGAUAAAAAAUAUGCCAACAAAUAUGUGUCCCAAUUCGGUUCCGGCAGUCAGUACGCCUAUUAUCAUGACGAAGACGAGAGCACAUUCCAUCUGGUGGAUACCACUCGUGUCCAAAAACCACCUUAUCAGCGGGGUCGUUUCCGAACGAAUCAGCGCAACAUGAGGGGCCGCGGAGGCAGGGGUAAUUUCCUUAGUGGUGGAAUGCAAGCUUUGGGUAAAGGGUUUAAGGCCAGAGACACUUACAAGCGUACUCAAAUCAAAAAGUGGGGCCAAGGAAGGCCUCAAAUUAAAAUCAGAGACGCCUCCGUCACGGUCAAACCUGAUUGGAGCACGAUUGAAGAAAUGGACUUUCCGAGACUUGGGAAGCUGUCUUUGCCCAGUGUUAGGGAUGGAGAAGAUAUUGUCUGCUGUGGUGAACUUGAGUAUUAUGAUAAGAGUUAUGACAGGGUGAAUGUCAAAAAUGAGAAGCCAUUGCAGAGCGUGAAUCGUAUCUUCCAUACUGUAACUACUACCGAUGAUCCCGUCAUCCGUAAACUCUCAAAGAAUGAUGGCAAUGUGUAUGCAACCGACGCCAUUUUGGCUACGAUUAUGUGCUGCACUCGAUCCAAUUAUUCAUGGGAUAUUGUUAUUGAAAAAAUUGGCGACAAGCUAUUCUUUGAUAAAAGAGACAACACAGAGUUCGAUUUGCUGACUGUAAACGAGACUUCGGUGGAGCCGCCUCAAGAUGACGGCAACUCUUUGAAUUCACCCAGGAAUCUGGCACUUGAAGCCACCUUUAUCAAUCACAACUUUAGCCAACAGGUAUUAAAGACGGGACCGAAUGAGCCCCGUUACAAGUUCGACGAGCCGAAUCCAUUUGCUUCUGAGGAGGAGGAAGGAGAGGUAGCGAGCGUCGCGUAUCGCUACAGGAAGUGGGAUUUGGGAGGAGGGAUUGUUUUGGUGGCUCGUUGCGAGCACGACGCGGUGGUCCAAUCUCCCAAUGGGGAGCUUCAAUUCUUGACCAUCAAGGCCCUCAACGAGUGGGAUUCGAAAUUGGCCAACGGGGUCGAAUGGCGUCAGAAGUUGGACACCCAAAGGGGUGCCGUUUUGGCCAACGAGCUACGCAAUAACGCGUGCAAACUGGCCAAGUGGACAGUGCAAGCCCUGUUGGCCGGCAGUGAUCAAAUCAAAUUCGGCUACGUCAGCAGGGUGCACGUGCGCGAUAACAGCAAGCACGUGAUUCUGGGCACGCAGCAGUACAAACCCCACGAAUUCGCCACCCAGAUUAACUUAAAUAUGGACAACGCUUGGGGUAUAUUAAGGUGCAUCAUCGAUAUCGUUAUGAAACAGAAGGACGGCAAAUAUCUCAUAAUGAAGGACCCUAACAAGCCCAUGAUUCGACUUUACGAUAUUCCAGACAACACGUUCGAGUCGGACGGGGAGACCGAGAGCGAUGAAGAAGUCCCGCAGGGUUCGACCGCCUUCCAGAAAUUAUAUCCUUACAAAAUAAUGUAAUCGAUGCGAACCGUAAAUAAAAGAUAAUGGAUUUAUUUCGACUGAUUUUAAUU
This is a messenger RNA of Cylas formicarius (sweet potato weevil), 1860 nucleotides long. It is a transcript of the gene eIF3d1, whose product is annotated as eukaryotic translation initiation factor 3 subunit D. Gene Ontology annotation, cellular component: cytoplasm; eukaryotic translation initiation factor 3 complex. Gene Ontology annotation, molecular function: translation initiation factor activity. Gene Ontology annotation, biological process: translational initiation. The transcript is spliced from 5 exons. The record is from RefSeq and is a predicted model, not a curated record. Lineage: Eukaryota; Metazoa; Arthropoda; Insecta; Coleoptera; Brentidae. The coding region runs from base 125 to 1807 and encodes 560 amino acids.